Messenger RNA from Manduca sexta (tobacco hornworm), 4384 nucleotides. Its product is annotated as BTB/POZ domain-containing protein 2. Lineage: Eukaryota; Metazoa; Arthropoda; Insecta; Lepidoptera; Sphingidae. The record is from RefSeq and is a predicted model, not a curated record. Gene Ontology annotation, biological process: neurogenesis. Gene Ontology annotation, cellular component: cytosol; P-body. Bases 228 to 1751 code for a protein of 507 amino acids. The transcript has 5 exons. Gene Ontology annotation, molecular function: protein binding.
AAUACCGCACUCUAGUUGUCAGUUGUCAAAAAAAUUAUCGAAACAAUUCACCGUGAUAAACAACAAUUCGAAGCUAAUUGCUUCAAUAAAUCAACUGAAAUCGUUUAGAACGGUCCAUUAAACUUUAGCAAACAUUGUCAGUGACACAAAAUAAGUAAUAACAGUGGUUUAAAAUAAAGUGCAAACCGGCGUUUUUGUGAUGUUCUAUAGUUAAAUAUUCGUGAGUUAUGGCAUCUGGUUCUAAAAAUGAUGUAGGGAAUAGAUUGAUUAACCUGAGACUGGAGGAGGGCGGCGGCGGGGACGAGCUGCCGCCGCAGAACAUGCUGCCGUCACACCAGCAGGCGCGGCAGAUCGGGCUCAUGCAGGAAGACGAGGCAGGGCAGGCGCCCGAAGCCGUCGCCUCCUCCUCCGCCAUUGAGAAUCUCCAGCCGUCGAACAACACCGGCGGCCGUAUGCACAACUGGCAAGCGACUAAAACGACAGUCAAAGAGCGUCUGUCAUUUCUUUUCAACAACGAAAUCCUUUGCGACGUCCACUUCAUUGUGGGCAAGGACGCGAACCAGCAGAUCAUUCCCGCGCACAAGUUCGUGCUGUCGGUGGGCAGCGCGGUGUUCGACGCGAUGUUCAAUGGCGUGCUGGCUACAAAAUCAGAUGAAGUAGAGCUGCCUGACAUUGAGCCAGCCGCAUUCCUACAUUUACUAAAGUUUCUAUACUCUGAUGAGGUUCGAAUUGGGCCUGAGAGUGUUAUGACGACCUUGUACACAGCAAAGAAGUAUGCAGUGGCCGCUUUAGAGGAGCAUUGUGUGGAUUUCCUCAAAAGUAAUCUUGGUACAGACAAUGCAUUUCUCCUAUUGACACAGGCACGGUUGUUUGAUGAGCCACAGCUUGCUGCGUUGUGCUUAGAAAUGAUUGACAAGAACACAGCCGAUGCAUUGAAUGCUGAAGGAUUCACGGACAUUGAUCAAGACACAUUGAAUGCGGUUUUAGAAAGGGACACUCUUCGAAUCAGAGAAGCGAAGAUCUUCUCAGCGGUACUUCGAUGGUCGGAGGCGGAGUGCAUCAGAAGGCAGCUCCCGGUGACGCCGGCUAACCAGCGAACGGUCCUCGGCCGAGCCUUCAACGCCAUCCGUUUCCCACUGAUGUCCGUCGAGGAGUUCGCGAUGGGACCGGCCCAGAGUGGUCUCCUAGACGACAGGGAGAUCGUCCAACUGUUCCUGUACUUCACCGUGAACCCAAAGCCCAACGUGGGAUUCCUGGACACGCCCCGGUGCUGCAUGACCGGCAAGGAGCUGACGGUGAAUAGGUUUCCCCAGACGGAGUCUAGAUGGGGCUACAGCGGCACCACGGACCGGAUCAGGUUCACGGUCGACCAGAGGAUUUUUGUCGUGGGCUUCGGCCUGUAUGGCUCGUAUUUUGGACCUAAUGAGUAUGAAGUUCAUUUGCAGAUAAUCCACCUGGCUACGAAGAAGGUGUGCGGCUCGAACACGACGACGUUCUGCUGCGACGGCACCGACGACACCUUCCGCGCCAUGUUCAAGGAGCCCGUCGAGAUCCUCCCCAACACCUCCUACAUCGCCAGCGCCAAGCUCAAGGGUUCAGACUCGUACUACGGCACGAAGGGUCUCCGCCGCGUGACGGUGGACUGCAACAACGGGGAGAAGGUGGUGUUCCAGUUCUCGUACGCGGCCGGCAAUAACAACGGCACCUCCGUGGAGGACGGACAGAUCCCCGCCAUCAUCUUCUAUAUUUAAUGUGGCAGAUAUGCCAAGUACUACGCGCCAUUACGCUGGUCAGCUGUCACAAUACGUCUUUUUCGGUCUUCUAAUAUAGUAAAUAAACAGUACGGUAACAGACAUAUCAGCUGAAAUUCAUUAAUGAAAAACAAUCAUUAAUCAUAUCGAAGCCUCUCUUUCCUUAAUAACAUAACCAAUAAAUAUUAACACUUUAAUCUAUUCAUGUUUUUUUGUACAUUAAAUUCUCUUUUGUAACAUUUUCUAACUCUUAAUAUGACUAAUUUUUAAUAUAUCGCUUCAAACGAGGUCUCGAUAUGCACAAUAUAGAUUCUAAUAUUAUCUGUGAUAGGUAUGUAGAGUGUUAUAUGUAGGUCUGGAAUAUAUGCGGAUAUCUCGUACAUGCAGGGACGGAACCAGGUUUCGGUAAAAGGGGUCUAUUAUUGACAUAUUGAUAAUUAAGACCUUAAAACGUCGGUCAGGAAAUGUUUUGGAUGAAAUAAUGCAUGAUAUAGUGAUAGGAAUGAAGAAUGAACUGAGCAAUAUUAUUCUAACUGACAAUAUAGAAGAAAGCAAACCGACUGCGAAUACCACUUUUCUUUAAAUACAACUCGUUAAUUUCUGCAAUCUUAUAAUAGACUUAUUUUAGAAACCCUAUAAAUAGUAUUUCGCUCUUGCUGUUUCUGAUUGUAUUCUUUGGAUAGAGAACACUCAGUUCAUUCUCUACGUCUGUAAUAAUAUAUUAAAAAAAGGAAUAAAAUAUUGGUCAGACCCCCAAAUAACCUUUACUGGAUCCGCCCCUGUUAUUCAUCUCAUAAUCACCCUCAUUACGAAACCAAUGCAUAAAUCUGCUUUGUACUGUAUCAUAGGCGAUUAAAUUGUUGUGUUUUGAUAAAUUAUUUUUCGAUAUUCCGAAAUGGUGCCAUAAAUUUUAUCCGUUUUGAUAAUAUCCGAACUUUGUUUAAAUAUUUAUAAUGGUUAUUUUCAAGUAUAUUUUAUGGAUAUCAGUGAAAUGGCAUCGAUGCUUUCGAAAUAUUUUAAAAAUCUCACAUGACCUGACCACACUCCCUUGGUGGAUAAGCAGUCAGAACGUUUAGCAGGUCAUUAUAUAGAAUAAGUACUUGCGUGUGGUCUCAACCAAACAAAAGUAAUAAACGGCACCGCCAAAGUACUUGUAAAAAAAAUAUUUCUUAUGUUUACGCGAAUGUUAGACAUUAAAAUUAAACUCUUUUUCGGAUUUUAUCGCGGUUUUAAUAAUUUUAGUUUUCUCCCGAUGUUUCGAAGACUGCGGAUGAACAACACCCACCCCCUACCCUCUCGUGACCAUGGAGGCUGCAAAGUCUUCGAAACGCCGGGAGAAAACUAAAGUUAUUAAAACCGCGAUAAAAUCCGAAAAAUAGUUAAAUUUUAACAAAACUACUGUAUUAUAUACUGAACUCGGCAGUAAAUAUUACACAACGAAUUACAGAAAUGGAAUUGCUAAGUAAGCAACAAAACAUCUGAGUGGCAGAAACGGCACUCUGUAUAGCCGAAGUUAUUCAUCUAUUUUUAAAAACUGUGUGAUAUUUUCAAGGCCACAUAUUGUUUCUUUUUCCAUAGUUCGACGUAUAAAAUUUACUGCCGAAUGCUUUACUGUCUAGUGAUAUAUGUAACAUACAGAUUUUUGUUGGGGAACAUACUCUCCUUAAAACUAGUUUUUGACUAAAGAUCAAACAGAGCUUAAUCAUAGUAUUAAUUAAACAUUAGGAAUCCUGUUUUAUGAAUUCGAUUCUUGUUCAAAAUCUGAUAAGAAUUAAAUGUAAUAUUCUUUAAAAAUAAAAAUACAUUAUUUUCCGAGGGCAUGACCCUCAAAACAGCGUCUCAAUCCGCUACUAAAAGUUUUAUGCAUAAUACUUAUUGGCGUAACAAGCAAUGUUUAUACGAACAAAGUCACCCUAAAUAAACCCACUGUGAAUGAAUAUUGUAAUUGGGAUAUAGUUGUUUUAAUUGUCUAGUCAAAUUAUUUCAUUUUCAUAUAAAAAAUUCAUAUACUGCGUAAAAUAUUUUGUAUUUUUAGCCUUUGCGCAGCACAAUAAAACAUUUGACCAUAAAUGUAAUUAUUAUUUAUGAACUUUGAAUGAACUAAUGAACUUUUUUUUGAACGCCCAAAAUAUGAACCAUGAAUUUAUGCUAUAUUUUUUACUUCUUUCUUUUGUUUCAACUAGUAUUUUGAGACUAAACUAUUUUUUGUUUUAUUUUUUUAAUUUAUCUUGGGCUACUGAAACGUUAUCAUAAAUUAAUAAUUGCAUUUAUAGUUAUAAAGUAAUAAACAUAUAAAGAAAAGAAGGCUAAACCCAAAAUCUCACCGUCUAGUAUACAUCGAAGUGGCUUUUUAAAACUGCCGCCAUUUUUAAAAUCAAAAUGGCGGCCGACGCUAAUUAGCGAUUAGUAUUUUUUAUUUAUUGAAAAUAUUUUUUUAUUUAAAGUUAUUUAUGUCUCAGUUAAUUACCUUUAGCAAUAAAUGUUAAAAUUGUAAUAUGAAGCGAUGACUGUGAAAAUUAGAAGGAAAUUAAUGGGGAAUUGAGUUGUACGUAAUGUUUAGAUGUAAGACGUGUAUUAAAUGUAUUUUGUAUAGAAGCAACGGUUUAGAUGUCAUUAAAUGAAUUGCAACAACA